CUCCUCCCUCCCGCGGUCGUCAGUGUGGAUCAUGUUAGUACUGCAGUAUUCAAACAUUUCGCGUCCGUCUUGCCCCGAAUCCCUCUCACGUUGAGCGGAUUUUGUUGAUUGCUGCUGCAUCUUGAUGCAUCUGUGACGCAGCUGACGAAAUUUCGGGACUGAUUUGACCCGUUUUGGCCCAUUUUGGGGUCGCAGACAGAGAUGGAGACGAAGGGGGUGGAGGACUCUUAGAGGCGGAACGCGUGCGAACGAAUUAAAGGGCCGUGUGGUGUGGUUUAUAUCGCAGUUGCGCGUUUCAAUUGUUCUUACGGAUUCAAGUCUGGUGCAAUCUGCUCUGUGAAGACGCUAACGAGUUUUUACUGGUUUUUACUGGUGUAAGAAAAUCGACAUGGCUCCCUGGGAUGCCACCGCCGCGGAUGCCAGGACUGGCGUAGGAGCCGAGAAAGCUUUUUCGUUCUUGUCCAAGAGCAUUUCUGAAGUGCAGAAAUCUGCCGAAUCCGACAUAAUGCUCAUCAAAGCCCGUGUGAAGUCUUUCAAGAACCUAUCUGAGGCGCUCGACAAAGAAUGGGAAAGUUUGAAGAUUCCUGCAGUGAACAAUCUGAAAAAUUCCGGAAAGAUCUUGAGGAUGAUGACGGACACUAGCAAACGAACUGCAGGAACUACAAUAUCUUCUGCAGCCGAUUUCGGUUUUCUGAAAAGCCUUAAGCCAACCUUAUCUGAAUUCCACGGCUUUUUUACUGAUUCUGAAUUUCAGAGCCAAUAUCGAGACGACUCCACGGGAAUGGAUCUCCGGCUUCGGACGUCACCGUUUUCGAAAGACGUGGAUUCUGGGCUUGAUUUGUUCUCUCGGAAUGCACGAGACGGGCUUCAAAAUGGGCGGCCUUCUUCUCGAAAGAUUACUGAUAGGAGAAUGGUGGUUAGAGAUCGGCAGAAAGGAUCAAAGAGGAAGAAAUCAAAUAGAAAACUAAAACCAGCGUCUGUAGACGACUGGAUGGACGAUUGGGAACCUUUUCGGCGUGUGAAGGAAAGUGUGAAGGAGAGUUUGCAAGAGCUGGAAAGCACUGCUGCUACAAGCAAGACGCCUUCUGAGUUUUUUGAGAAUGUUAAGAACACAGAAUUCUAUGAGAAUGUGAAGAAGAACUUGAAAUUGUCAUCGAGCGCAGACACAAGUAAGGAGCAAUAUGGGUUGAAUGUAGCGCCUUUGGAUGUGCCAGAGUUGCUGGAGAAUUUAGUCAGGCAGUCUGAACCUCUGCUUGAUCAUCUUGGUGUCAAGAAAGAUGUCUCAGAGAAAGUUCGUGAUCUUAUAAGAAGUUGCAAGAGAGAAGAUCAACAGCUAUUUCGUCCAGCGUCCAAAAUGAGAAAGGAUUCUACUAAAAAUCAAGACAAUCUGGAUCUGCGCAUAGCUAGUGUUUGUCAAAGUACAGGCUACAGAUACAAAGGGGGUCUAUGGAGUGAUCACGAGGAUGCGAAGGAUUCUCAUGAUCAAGAUUGUCGUCGUAACAUAGCAAUUGUCACCACUGCAAGCUUGCCAUGGAUGACCGGGACAGCUGUAAAUCCACUCUUUCGGGCUGCUUUUCUUGCGAAGACUGGAAAGCAGAAUGUUACCCUUCUAGUGCCUUGGUUGUCCAAGAAUGAUCAACAACAGGUUUACCCUAAUCGUAUGACUUUCGAUUCUCCCGAGGAUCAAGAGAGUUAUGUGCGUGACUGGGUGGAAGCUCGUGUUGGAUUCAAGUCUGACUUCAAGAUCGCAUUUUAUCCUGGGAAGUUUUCAGUUGAGAAACGAAGUAUCUUAGCAGCGGGCGAUAUUUCUGAGUUCAUUCCAAAUGAGGAAGCGGAUGUUGCUGUGCUCGAGGAACCCGAACAUUUAACCUGGUAUUAUCAUGGGAAACGCUGGACAGACAAGUUUCAGCAUGUCGUUGGAAUCGUUCACACUAAUUACUUGGAGUACGUGAAGAGAGAGAAAAAUGGAGCAGUCCAAGCCUUUUUUCUGGAGCAUAUCAACAACUGGAUGGUUCGUGCGUAUUGCAACAAGGUACUGCGACUCUCAGCAGCUACUCAAGAAUUGCCCAAAUCCUCGGUUAUGAAUGUCCAUGGGGUUGGCCCGAGAUUCCUGGAGACAGGCAAGCGACUGGCAAGUGAAGCUCCAGACGGGAAGCCUACAUUCUCGAAGGGUGCCUAUUACUUGGGAAAAAUGAUUUGGGGGAAGGGAUACAGGGAACUUGUUGAUCUUUUUGUGGACAACAAAGAUCUGCUGUCCAAUGUGGAACUCGACGUCUUUGGAAGCGGUGAAGACUCUCAUGAAGUCCAUGCCGAGGCUCAACAGAAUGGUCUACGCAUGAAAUUUUAUCAGGGGCGAGACCAUGGCGACAAAUCACUCCAUGAUUACAAGAUUUUCAUAAAUCCAAGUUUGAGCGAUGUUGUAUGCACCACUACCGCAGAGGCUCUAGCGAUGGGCAAAAUAGUGGUGUGUGCAGACCACCCGUCCAACGACUUCUUCCGAUCCUUUCCCAACUGCUACAUUUAUCGGACACCUGAAGAGUUUGUCGAGAAGGUUCAGCAAGCUAUGUCCUCUGAGCCAGAGCCUCUGUCUCCUGAGCUUCAACAUCUCUUAUCAUGGGAAGCUGCCACAGACCGGUUCAUCGACUCAGCUGGUAUUAACAAGCUGCCACCCAAGGGUGCCAAGAAGUCAAGACCGAAGGAACCAGUUUUGUUGAGUGAGGGAGUGGAGCAGAAGACAAUGACAUUAUCUACAUCGACACCAGAUCUUGCUGGUAUUGUGGAUAAGGGUCUCUACGUCUCCCACUACUUGCUGGCUGGCAUUGACCCAUGGCGGAGCUUGAUGGGAGCACUUCCAGAGACAAAGCAUAUUGAUGCUCAACAUUGUAAGGAUCUAGGGUUGCCACCUCCUCAUGUACAAAGGCCUGUGUAUGGCUGGUAAAGAACAGAUUGAAACAUAUUCCUGUCUGAAUCCGCUACACGAAGGGAAAGGAUUGGUGGUAAUUGCUAAAGCUUUCACUGCAAAAUCGGAGAGGAGGUUGGGACAAAGAACCGGGGUUUGGUCACAUUCGAACGCGACGAAGCCAGAUGGUUUUCUAACGCAUCAUGGGAAAAGACUUCCUUUGUCGGUUGUAAUUUUGCUGCGCCUUCAUAGAACUGCUACGGGACUAUACAUAACAAAUCGAGUGUAUGGUAUGAAGAGCGACAGGGUUGUUAUGUGUGCAAUAUUCUUUUGGUAGUAGCUACGGGACGGAUUUGGAACGGAAAAGAGAGCAGUGGUGUUCUGCAAAACCAGGUUCAAAUCCACUGCCCCGGAGAUUGUACAUUAUCAAUUUUCUUGAUAGUCUCCAAUUUUCAUGUUUUGUAAGUCAAUUUCAUGCCCCACUGUUGGGUGAUGGCUUAUUUUUUCCGACAUGAUUAGAUUUCUGCACUGUGCUCAAUCGAUAUAAUACUUUUCAA
This is a messenger RNA of Physcomitrium patens, 3456 nucleotides long. Its product is annotated as digalactosyldiacylglycerol synthase 2, chloroplastic. Lineage: Eukaryota; Viridiplantae; Streptophyta; Bryopsida; Funariales; Funariaceae. Gene Ontology annotation, biological process: galactolipid biosynthetic process. Gene Ontology annotation, molecular function: digalactosyldiacylglycerol synthase activity. The record is from RefSeq and is a predicted model, not a curated record. Gene Ontology annotation, cellular component: chloroplast outer membrane.